AUGCAGAGCACGUUGCGUGUAUGCUCUCGUUGUACCGUUUUACGUAAUCAACCCGCGUAUGCGCGAACAUACGCUCGCAGACACCCAGCAUACCGAACAAUCGACCAGAAGGCUGAUACGAAUCCAUUUCAAUCAUCGAAUCUAUCUCAUCAAGGUGAUGAUGUCGAUGCGGGUGAGCAGCAAAUUGCUCGCAAUGGUAUCCGCCGCUGGCUAAGCCCCGGAAAACUGGCCUUUUAUGUACUCCUUGGUUUUGGAGGCUACCGUCUCUACAUCUGGCAAACCAACCCAGCGAGAAGCCGGAUACUUAACCCCAAGAACUUCAGCCCUUUUCUUCUGGAAACGCGAGACAAAGUCUCGCCGACCAGCGCGGUCUUAAAUUUAAUCUCCUACCCAGCUGGCCAAAAUGGCGAAUUCAUCAAUGCAGCCUGGCGAACCGGCUGCUGGAGCGUUGAAAUCAUUCAACCGGAACUGCAGAUCAAACGAAACUACACUCCGUUACCGCCCUCAGAUGGAAGUCCAAUGGAGCUAAUGCGACUGUUCGUCCGCGAGGAGCCCAAUGGGGAGGUCAGUAGGUUUUUGCAUCAAAUUAAUCCUGGUACCAUUGUGCACAUGCGUGGCCCAUAUUUGGAAUACGUUGUGCCAGAUGAUAUUGAGGAGAUCAUUUUCUUAGCGGGUGGAACAGGGAUUGCGCCGGCGCUGCAGGUCGCGCAUUGCCUCUUCAAGGCGAGGGACAUGGCGAAGGAUGAACUGCCAAGGAUGAGGAUCCUUUGGGCAAACCGAAGGAGGGAAGACUCGAAAACUGGAUUGGAACCAGAGGAUGUUCAACAAUUCCGGCGAAAUCUGUGGGCGAGAAUCAGAGGAGCGGUCACUAAUGAUGCGGGUGUGAAGCAGAAGCAGGUCGACCUAGGAGAUAAGGCGCCGCGGACUGUAGUCCAGACGCAGCUGGUUGAGCAAGUCGAAGAUUUCGUUAAGAAAUCGGACGGGAGAGUCCGCGUGGACUACUUCGUAGACGAAGAAGGCUCUUAUGUUACGGAGCCGCUUCUGAGGUCUCUUCUUAAAAAGACACCAGAAAGCCUGUAUGAUGGACUAGACGGAGGCAACACGAAGAAGAGACUGAUUCUUCUAUCGGGUCCUGACGGCUUUGUCGAAUAUUUCGCAGGACCCAAGCAGUGGUCUGGGGGAAGACAAGUGUCUGGGCCGCUCGGAGGCCUUCUCUUCAAAAUCAACGCAGAUGGCUGGGACGUGAGUAAAUUGUAG
Molecule: messenger RNA, 1257 nt
Organism: Bacidia gigantensis
Lineage: Eukaryota; Fungi; Ascomycota; Lecanoromycetes; Lecanorales; Ramalinaceae
Exons: 1
Coding region: 1-1257 (418 amino acids)
Molecular function (GO): oxidoreductase activity
Source: RefSeq, a predicted model, not a curated record